AUUAAACAUGGAGAGCCAAAGCAAUGAAGUUUUAUUUAAGUAAAAGUAAUCCAAUUGCAUCUCACAUUUGGUCCAUCGAAAAUGCCGGAAAUAGAGGAAAACGAGGCUUUAAGAAAAUUGCGCGCACGCGCAGGGCAAUGCAAAGCGUCCUUUAAAAAAUUCGAGGCAUACGUCGAAGCAAAUAAAGGAAGCAUGACGCCGGCAAAAGUUGCAACGAUGCAAACACGCCUGAAGGCGCUGUUUGAAACACUUGCGGUGUUCCAACAAUUACAAAUGGAAAUAUGUUUAAUUUCCGACAAACAUGUGGAAGAAGAUCUAGAAGAUAGAUAUUACCACUUGUAUGAAACGGUGAGCUCCAUAACGGUAUGUCCAUCCGAAAGCACACCAAAACUGAUGAAGACAAAUAAGCUUCCAAACAUCGAAAUACCAUGUUUUUCCGGGGAAGACAUUACAAACUAUGUACCAUUCAUCCAACUUUUCGCAGCCGUUGUAGGUAAUGACGAUUCACUGGCGCCAGUUCAAAAGCUAUACUAUCUGAGAAGUCACCUUAAAAACGAAGCAUUAGCGCUGAUCGAAAGCUUGCCGCUCACAGAUACGUCAUACCAAGAAGCACUGCGAUUAUUGAAGGAGCGUUACGAUAACCCAUGCGUGCUUAUUACGAGCCAUGUGAACGCGAUCCUGGACUAUCCUGCCAUGCAAAAAGGGACGGCAUCCAAUAUACACGAGUUCGUUUCAAGCAUCAAGCAACAGAUAGGAGCACUGAAAAAUAUGGAUCAGCCCGUGGAGUCGUGGGACAUGCUGCUGCUACCUAUUCUUCUCCGCAAGGUCGACCAGUACACUGCCAGAGCUUAUCACAUGGAAAGGGACAAGAUGAAGCUUCCUAGCAUCUCGGACUUCUUGAACUUCUUAGUGAGAAGGGCAGCGAGUCUUGAAGAAAGUGGACGAGUCGAAACAAAGCAGUCUGCAAGGAAGGCAGGAAAACUUGUAAGCCUGGUAGCUGUAAGCAAGACCGAAGGCAGUGUUCCAGCAUGCAGCAUGAAUAGUGAGCAAGACCUGGACCAAAGCUUGGAGCCCAUUAUGGAGAAGUUCUUCGAGGUUGAGUCUGUGGGUAAUGAAGGCUCAAAGGCUACCAAGGAAGAAGAGCUUUGUGAACAGGACUUCAAGAAAAAUGUCCAACUAAAACAAGACAUUAAAAGCAUGUUUAGACAAAUUGAGAUAAACCCUUCUCAGAGACACUUGCAGAAUAUACUGUGGAAAAGCAAUGCUAAUGCUCCUAUAAAAUGUCUACAGCUUCAGACUGUAACGUACGGCCUGAAGUCUUCUAGCUUCCUAGCAACGCGAUGUCUUCAUGAGUUGGCGGAGCGCUUCGAAGGUGAGCUGCCCCUUGCUGCUAAGGUGCUGAGGUACAACACAUACAUAGACGAUAUUUUGGCUGGCUCUGACCAGUUGACAGAGUGCAUCGAGGUAAGAGAUCAGACUAUUAAGCUCCUGCAAAUAGGUGGUUUCGAACUCCACAAAUGGUCAGCUAACCAUUCAGCUCUGUUAGAAGUUACUCUCCUACUUUUGGUGGAUUAUGGGAAGCAGGAGUAA
Messenger RNA from Papilio machaon (common yellow swallowtail), 1590 nucleotides. RefSeq lists its product as uncharacterized. The transcript is spliced from 4 exons. Lineage: Eukaryota; Metazoa; Arthropoda; Insecta; Lepidoptera; Papilionidae. The record is from RefSeq and is a predicted model, not a curated record. Bases 82 to 1590 code for a protein of 502 amino acids.